UUCAAACGCCUUCGUGAUAGUGAAUAAAGCGCGGGAGAUGCUUAGGUCACGUGACUAGGCAAAGUGUUAUGGCGUCAAAGGAAUCCGUCCUCAUCUUUCUUGGUGAAUGAAUGAAACUAGUGAUGGCAAGUAGUCGUGACCGGCGAAAAGUUGAUUUCUAAUCAAACGCUAAUAAUUCAAUCAUAAUUUCUCUUGAUUCAAAAGUGAGUUUACACCCAUAUUUUCGCUAUGGCCGGUUUGACAGUUGGCACUCGCGUCGCUGCCGUAUUUACCCACGUGGAAUAUUACGGCAACCAGUGUUGUGGUUAUGGUCAGCUCUGUGACAGCGCAACUGUUGAUGAUCUGGCUGAAAAAGUAGAAAUUUCAGCUGCAGAAGCACCAUACGCUUCAUCAUACAAAAAGGGUGACAUUGUUUUGGCCCUUUAUAGUGAAGAUGGGGUGUGGUAUCGAGCGAGAGUCGAGAGUGAAGACGGAGGUGUCGCUUCAGUGUUUUUUAUUGACUACGGAAAUAAAGAGAAAAUAAACAACUCUGACAUUAAAGUAGCAACAGAUGAAUUACAAACUACACAAGGGUUGGCGACAAAAUGUGAACUGGUAGACAUAUUGUCAAAUGGAAAUACAUGGACGCUCUCCGAAACGGAACAGUUGGAUGCUCAACUUGUUGGUUUCGAAUUCACUGUCGAGGUCGUGGGAUCAAGUGGGCCUAAUUCAAAUAAUGACGUGGCGUUAAGACUUUAUAGCGAUACUGGACUGUUCAAGCAUGGAAAAGAGCCAACAACAAAAAACAUAAAAUCCUCCAAUGCAAAUGAUCUUCAAAUUGGUAUGCAGUAUAAUGCAUAUGUAUCCUAUGUCGACAGUGCCAAUAAAUUUUGGAUUCAGUUGGUAGAUCAAGAAAACGAGUUGAAUGAUCUCAUGACCAACCUGGCAGACUCUGCUGCUGGUGGAGCAGAGAAACUUGAUCAUGUAUCUGCAGCGAUGCUUUGUAUGACUUUCUACAGUGAAGACCAUGCGCCUUACAGAUCAUCCAUUCUAACCGUCAACGGCAACACAAGUCUAGUUCAGUUUGUUGAUUAUGGAAAUUCAGAAUCAAAAGAUGUAUCGGAACUUUUGAAAUUGCCACAGAACUUUCACAGAUUACCAGCAAUGAGUAUAAAAUGCUGCUACAAAAGAACUAAAGUUGAUAAUAACACACUGGAAGAAAAAUUGCAGGAAUUGACAGACUCUGAUGGCGUGCUUGUACGAGUUUUGGGUCGAACAGAUGAUGUUUACAAUGUAGAAAUUGACAAAAUAGAAAAUAUUUCUGCAGUCACACCUCAGGUCAGAAGUCAACAUUUUAUUCCCAUGGAGUUGGAUAGCACCAAAGUGUAUGACAUUUGUCUAUCAUAUGUUGAACACCCUGGAAGAUUCUUCAUUCAGUUGUUAGAAAAUGGACCAGAAUUGGAUCAGAUAAUGGUAAGAGUCGCACAAGAAUUUGGCUCCAACACUGCAGUACCUUCCCUUUCAGGUGGCACUGCCUGUAUAGGACAUUUAAGUGAUGAUCAACAUUACAGGUGUGUGCUUCAGUCUGUGUCGGGAGAAAACGCUGUGGUACAUUCUGUGGACUUUGGAUUUGAGGAAAAUGUAAAAGUAAAUAGAUUACAUGCCAUGUCCCCCGUUUUACUGACUGUGCCAUGCUAUUCAACAGAGUGUACUGUGGAUGUGACCAAAACCCAAGAUAAAUUUUGGUCUACUACAGAGAUAAAAACAUUGAAAGACUUUGAAAGUAAAGUGUCAUUGGUAGCUAAAGUUACAACACGUAGAAGUAAUCUUUAUCAGCUGGACUUGUACGACACACGAGAUAGGGACGAAGACCGAUACAUUAAUGCUGAGAUGUUGGGUGUAGGCAAAUCAGCUCAAAAGGCACACGCUAUCAAAAUGGAAACGAGAAGAGCAGAACCUUCAGCAGUAACACACACUGUUGUACCAAUUCCCUCACCAGAAACCACAACUGGCAGUCAAGAAUUGCUCUGUAUCACAGCAGUCAAGACGCCUAGUAUAGUAUACGGACAACUUACAAAGACAGAUGCCAAAAAGAUUGAAUCACUUCAGAUAAAGUUGAAUCAAAAAUACGAUCAGAUGACUUCUGGAGAAAUGAUUCUUUCAGAUUGUUCUUUGGGAAGUUCGUGUAGCACACGUUACAGUGACGGGGGAUGGUACAGAGCUCUGGUUACACAGAAACACGGGAAUACCGUAUCCAUAGCAUUUGCAGAUUUUGGAGAUGAGACCAUCAAGCAGCCUUUAGAAUUAAAACAGAUGCUUCCCGAGUUUGCCGUCCUUCCUCAGCAGUGUAUUCUGUGUCAGUUGCCAAGAGUGUCGCCUUCCAUCAGCAAAGAGAUGACAGAGAAUCUCCUACUCAACAAAGUGAUAGAAGUGAAAUUAAUAUCGAGAAAAGAUGGAGCAUACCCGAUAUAUGAUGUGGAACUCACGAGCAACAUUCGGAACCAAGGGCUUGCUGGGAAACUCGAAGGAAGUUCAGUGGGUUCAAAACAACCUCCCAGGCUACCCAAAGCUGUAGCAGUAAACAAAGAUGCCAGGGUGAGGACACUGAACAGAGGAGAUGGCUAUAACUGUUUACAAGUCGACACAGGAUGUUCCCAGGAGGUGAUGGUAACUCAUGUGGUGGACCCACAACAUUUCCAUGUCCAGUUGACCAGUAUGGCCAAACAGUUAGACACCAUGAUGGACACACUGCAGGCCCAUUACGGCAGCCUGACGGAUACAGAAGGGGCCCUGGUGAACCCCAUGCUAGGACAGCCAUGUAUAGCCAAGUACACGGACGACAACAGCUGGUACAGGGCAAAGGUUUCAGGUCUACUGAAGAAUGGAUUAGCAGAGGUAACGUUCGUGGACUACGGUAACACAGAAUGCCUUCAAAGAGAGACACUGAAGACUGCCAGUCAAGAGUUCAUGGAGCUUCCCGCACAGGCCAUAUUUUGUGGCUUGUCAGGUGUGAAGGCAACUCAAGGAUUUUGGUCCCCUGAACACGUUGCCCAAUUUGAGGAUAUUGCUUUAGACCAGAACUUCACGGCUGUGUACCAGAACUACUCUGGGGAGGCAGAAGAUCUGUACACUGUGAGGUUGCAGAACCAGGCAGGUGAGGAUAUUAACCAUAAGUAUGGCACCAGUACCAACUCUAUAUGUGCUGAACAGACUGACCGCAAGGUGGCCAUGGGUAAAGGAAUGGACAUGAAAAUAGAGGUACAGGAUAAUGAGUGGAUUGACCAUGCAGGUAGUGACUCCUGCAACAAGCCAAGUGAGGGAAAUAGAUUUGGAGGCAGGUCUGGAGAUCGAGGUGGAAGCAGAGGAUUUGGUGGUGGGGAUAGAUCAGGAGGAAGUGGAUUUGGAGGAGGGGAUCGAUCGGGAGGAUUUGGCAGUGGCAACAGGUCUGGAGGAGGUAACCAGAAUCAGAAUGCUGAAGAACGAGGAUUUGGUGGUCGAUCUAGAGACAACAAUAGAGGUGGAGGUUUCGGAGGACAAAAUCGUGACCAAGAGAGAGGUGGCGGAGGAUUGGGGGGCAAAUCGAAUGACCGAGGAGGAGGUGGUGGAUUUGGAGGACAAAAUCGUGAUCAAGAAAGAAGUGGCGGAUUUGGGGGCAGAUCCAAUGACCGAGGAGGUGGCAGUGAAUUUGGAGGACAGAACCGUGAUCAGGAGAGAGGUAGUGGUGGAUUUGGGGGCAGAUCCAAUGACCGAGGAGGUGGCAGUGGAUUUGGAGGACAGAACCGUGACCAGGAGAGAGGUAGUGGUGGAUUUGGGGGCAGAUCAAAUGACCGAGGAGGAGGUGGUGGAUUUUGGAGCAGAUCAAAUGACCGAGGAGGAGGUGGUGGAUUUGGAGGUAGAUCCAAUGACCGAGGUGGUGGCAGUGGAUCUGGAGGACAGAACCGUGACCAGGAGAGAGGUAGUGGUGGAUUUGGAGGUAGAUCAAAUGACCGAGGAGGUGGCAGUGGAUUUGGAGGUAGAUCCAAUGACCGAGGUGGUGGCAGUGGAUUUGGAGGACAGAACCGUGACCAGGAGAGAGGUAGUGGUGGAUUUGGGGGCAGAUCAAAUGACCGAGGAGGAGGUGGUGGAUUCAGAGGACAGAAUCAAGAUCGUGGAGGUGGUGAUGGUGGUGGUUUUGGAGGUAAGAGAGAUGGAGGAUCAGGUCAAAAAGGGUUCUUGAGUGGGGGAUUUGGUCAAUCCCAGCAAGCUGCUAAUGAUGACUGGGAUCCUGACGUAACAACUGUGGUCCCAGAGAAACCAGCUACAACAGCCCCCAGGAGUAGGUUUAGAGGAACUAGUCAAACAAUAAACACGCCUCCAUCAUCUUCGUCGUCAGAUCAACAGUCCGAUGCAUGGUCGCGGAGAGUUGGUGGUGUCACUUUCAUUUCUCAGAAACUUAUCGCAGAUACGUCAUGCCCUGUGUACGUAGUUUAUUCCAAUAGUCCAGGGGAAUUUUGGUGCCAGAUUGUAGACAAAGCCAACGAAUUGCAAACGAUGAUGGACCAGAUGAAUGAACAUUACAAUUCUUUAUCUCCAACCAAGUCCGCUAUAGGUCAGCCAGAAAUAGGAAUGCCAUGUGUUGCCAAAUUUUCUGAGGAUGAACUGUGGUACAGGGCGGAAAUUUCAAGCUAUGAUGACAAGACUGUAGAAGUUCAGUUCAUAGACUAUGGCAACUCGGAAUCUGUGGACUUGAAAAGUGUAAAACAUAUUCAGAAAGAGUUCACUGUCCUACCUCUUCAAGCCAUUCGCUGUUGUUUGAGCGGUGUGAAAUGCUCAGAGUCGAAAUGGUCAGAAAAAGCCACAGAAGCCUUUGAAACACUAACAGCAGACAAAGAGUUGGUCUGUGCCGUUAAAAGUCAAGUUGGAGGUUCCUUCCUUGUCAAUUUAGAAGAUGCAACUGGUGAAAUAGAUGUUGCACUGAAACUUCAUGAGGCUGGAUACUGUACAUUGGCACCAGCUGGUUCAGGAAAACCACAGAAGGUGGUAGUGAAGGUACCUUUCCCAGCUAUUCCAAUCAAUGUCGGUUCCAAAAUGGACGUUUUUGUUUCUUGGAUUGAAGAUCCAUCCAUUUUCUGGAUACAACCAGUGGAAAACCAGACCAUUUUGGAGGAGUUGGCAGAAAAAGUGCAGGAGGAAUACACAUCAGGACCAUCUGCAGACAAGAAAGUGUCAAAGAUUUCUCAGGGCAUGGCUGUUGUUGCUAAGUUUUCAGAAGAUGAAGCAUGGUACCGUGCUGUGGUGGAAACGGAAGGAACGACGGCUGGUGUAAGAUUUAUCGACUAUGGCAACACCGACUCAGUUGCUAUAGACUCUUUGAGAUUACCGUCUGAAGCCCUAAUGGAGGUUCCUGCCCAAGCCAUUUACUGUAGUCUGGCAGAUGUCAAGCCCCUUCAGCCUGGAAAUUGGAAUGUGGACGCUAAAGACAUCAUGGAAAGUAUGGUAAAGGAGGAAGUGAGCUGUACGUUCAAAGAGACCAUGCCAAAUGGAUUCAUGGUGGAUAUUGUUUCUGAUGGAAUAGCUAUCGCUGAGGAGCUAGUCAGAGCCGCUGUUGUUAAAAAGGUGUCCGAGUCAUCACCAAGGAAACCAGAAUCACCUCCAAAAGAUGUACGGGUAUCCCCUGGCAGAUCAGAAGGCCCAGUCAGUCAAGGAAGUGUCAAACAGAGACUAAAUUUUGCCAGAUGUGUGACACUGGACAAAGGGUCAGUUGAGUCUGCUUAUGUAUCUCAGGUAUAUUCUCUUUCAAAGUUUUAUAUUCAACUUGCCAAACUUGCUGCUGAACUGGAAGCCUUGAUGGAAAGGCUGGAAAAGGCAUGUGGACAGAAGUCUCGUCCGUCAAUGAUUGUACCAGGUAUGGCUUGUGCUGCCAAAUUCAGUGGGGACGAGAUGUGGUAUAGAGCUACUGUGACUGAAGUCAACACAGAUGAUGCUGACGUACUAUUCAUCGACUAUGGAAAUUCUGAAGUUAUAUCCUUUGACAACAUCUGUGAAAUCUCUCAUGAUUGCCUCUCUCUGCCACCACAGGCUAUACUGUGUAGUCUUAAGAACAGUAAUGAAUUGACAGACAAUUGUGCUGUUACCAAGUUCACAGACAUGACCAUGGAUAAGGAAGUACAAGUUACGGUCUUCACUGGCUGCACUGACAGGCCUGCUGUUGUGGAUGUCUCGGUUGACAACACAGCAUCAUUGUCAGAGCUGCUUACCUCCAACUCUAGUGAAUCGUUUGGUACAGUAGAUCUCACUUUACCUGUGCAAAGCUUUCCUACAGAACUUAGCACCAAAGUGUUCACUAGCUAUGUACAUUCUCCGUCCAUGAUAUUCUUACAGCUUGCCAGUCAGGAAACUAAAUUAGAUGAGUUAAGUACAAAGUUGCAAACGGCAUAUUCAGCAAGUGCCUGUGAUAUUUCAUUGCAAGAAUUAAAGAAAGACUGUCUUUGCUGUACAAAGUAUGUCGAGGACAGUUUAUGGUACAGAGCCCAGGUGGAGGAAGUCUGUGGUGACAAAUGUCAUGUGCUGUUUGUAGACUAUGGUAACUCAGAGGAAGUUGAAACCAAUUCUCUGAAAGUUCUGACUCCUGAAUUUACAACACAGCCAGCUUUGGGAUUCAGGUGUGCACUGGACGGCCUUGUACCGAUCAAAGGGAAGUGGUCCGAGGAAGCCAUUGCUCACCUGGAGAGCUUGGUGAUGGACCAGGAACUUAAUUGCAAAUUUGUGUCAGAUACAAUUGUCUGCCUUCAAAAUGAGGACGGGGAUGUUGGUGAAGAUUUGAUAGCCCAAGGGCAUGCUAAAUUGGUAAAGGCAGAAGAGAUUAAAUUCUCGCAGCAGGAGAAACCAGAAGGCCAGGUAUCGACUUUCGUCUCUCAUGUAGAGGAUGUGUUCUAUCUGCAAUUAGGCGCUGAUGAAGAUAGGUUAGCAGAACUUUCAGAAAACCUUCAGACACUGUGUAAAAGACUCUGUACCCCACAGUCUGAUCAGGUCACAGAAGGGUUACACUGUUGUGCCAAGUUUUCUGAGGAUCAAGCCUGGUACCGGGCGACUGUUUCCAAGGUAACCGGACAGGAAGUUGCUGUACGCUUUGUUGACUUUGGCAACUGUGAUGUAGUGACGUGUGAUCAGCUGAAACUUUUAAGUGAAGAUCUACUUACACCAGGAUUGCUUGCCUAUCCAGCUGUGCUGAAGGUAGUGGGUAGGAUGACUGAGGAACAGCAGGCACUCUUCUCACGUCUGACAGAGGACCAGGAGCUGAUCACCGACUUCUUGGAGAAGACGGACGAUGGCCUGAACCAGGUGACCCUUAUGACCAGUGAGGGUAAAGAUAUUGGUCAGGAGUUCUUGACAGAUGAAGCUGCAGCUGCUGUAGACGAGGCUCUACGAGGGGACGAGUCCUUCAUAACCUUGGAUAAAACUGGUUUCGUCGAGUCCAUUCUUGAGGAUACAAAUAUCUCGUCAUCGCAAGUGGAACGUGGUCAGGAUGAAACCAAGCCUGAAGCUGACUCCUCAGAAUGUGAUAUUCAAGACCAAGCCUCAUCUAAGUCAGUCACAGACAGGCCCAGCCAUGCUGACAUCUUGUCCCCCUUGGAGGACAACUCCAUUUUAAGAGAUGAUAAAGUUGAUGGAACACAAACAGUGGCCAAUGAAUGUGGUGAUGCGUCAUCUAUAGAAGCGACAGACGACCUUGGGAAGCUGACACACAUUGUCCUUGCGGAAGGAGACCGAGUCCAGGUGACAUCUUGCCACAUCAACUCGCCAAGCUCUUUCUAUGUCCACCUGGAUAGAAACAAGGAUGCCCUAGGCAGUCUGUGUGACGAAAUGUUCAAAUUCUAUUCUGAAUACGAAGGAGCAGAUCUGAACGUAGAGUCUCCAAAAGAGGGCCAGUUGUGUGCCGUACAGUUCUCCGAGGACGAGUCCUGGUACAGGGCUAAAUUAUUGGAGGUAUUAGGAUCAGACAGGUUUAAAGUAGAGUUCCUGGACCAUGGAAACACGGAGGAAUGUUCUGGAGCUACGAUUCGGAAGCUUAUGAUACGUUUUGUUGAACUGCCUGUACAAACCAUGCACUGUACAUUAGGUGGAGUGCGAUCUGUAGAUGGCCCCUGGAGUGAGGAAGCACUUACACUUUUUACUGAACUCCUGGGGGACAAGAGCCUGUUGGCAGACAUCAUGUGUGUGAGCCCUGACGAUGCUUACAUUGUCCAGCUGUUGGACAUGGGAAUUCUACUUAGCCAGAAGUUCAUUGACGAGGGAUUUGGAGUGGAGGCAUCCACACCAACCUACGUCAGUAAGAAAACAAAACGAGUGUUUUCCGACUGCAGUCCACCAAGGCCCCUAGACCUGAGUGGUGACAUCUUACCAGACUCGGAGGAAGACAGGUAUCCAUCACUUGAACUGGUACUAUCUGAGGACUAUACCUGUUGUGUCAGCAACACGGUCUCCCCUGGAAAGUUCUGGUUGCAGCUGUCUGAAAAGCAGGACGAUUUACAGACUUUCAUGGACGGGAUUCAAGAAAAAUAUAGUAACCAGGAGAAGCCACUGGCCACAGAGCAAGUGACAUGUGGCACUCCCUGCGUGGCCCUGUACGGUGAAGAUGGUCUCUGGUACAGAGCCACAGUGUUGGCUAAAAACAAUAAGGACAUAGAAGUCAUGUUUGUGGACUACGGCAACUCAGAAACUGUGAACCUGUCUGAGCUCAGGGAAAUUCAAUCAAAGGACAUGUCGUUACCACAACAGGCAUUCUGCUGCUGUCUGAAAGGCAUAGUGCCAGAGUCGGAGUCUGAAGGUUGGGAGAAGAUCGCAUGUAGCAGACUGGAAGAACUCACAUUUGAAAAAGACUUGAAAGUGAGACUUUGUGAAUCUUUGCCUAACCGUUGUUAUAUGGUUGAGAUGAGUGACAGAGACGCUUGUAUUGCUGAUUCACUCGUACGAGGUGGCUACGCCAGGUUCUCUGAGGACAAGAGGCAGGUAACUCGGUGUGAAGAGGCUGUCAAAGCUGAACCGGUAGCAGUUUCAGCAGAUCAGCUAGUGUUGGAUGAAUCUAAGGAUGAUGACGACUUCCAUAGCGUUAAAUCAGAUACCGUAGACAAGGUAGACCUCGGACCCUUCCAACCCUCGAAGAUAAAGGAAGAUGAGAAUUAUACUGCUGUCAUACUUAAUGUCAAAUCACCAGGGUGUUUUUAUAUACUUCUCGAGGAACAGGGUGAAGAAGACAGAGCAGAGCUUGUAACCAGCAUCAAGAAAUAUGUGUCGGACCACACAGAUGAGAAUCUGUCAUCAGAGGAGACUGUCAAGGGCACUGCAUGUCUGGCACAGAUGGCGGAUGGAUUUUAUGGGCGUGCCGUCAUAACAGGGACGCGCAACCAAAAUGUGGAGGUGUAUCUGGUAGACUUGGGAGUUAGUGAGAGUGUGGACAGUGCCGUUCUGAAGCCCCUCCCCAGCAGUAUGCUGGACCUACCUGCCCAGGCAAUCCCCUGUAGUCUGGCUGACAUUCAGCCCCUAGAUGACACGGAUUGGUCCGAGGACAGCAUCAAAGGCUUUCAGUCAUUGUCGUCGGAGUGUGACCUGGUGUCCGUUUACGUUGACCCCCUUACAAAACAAGACGGCCCACUGUACAAUGUCACUGUUAACGCCAUAGGAGCCGUGUCACAGGAGAUGUUCAACAUGCAACUGGUAGAACUUGGUUUUGCCGAUUUUGUUCCGGGAUCCACUUUGGAGUCUGAGGCCAUGAUGGAUGAGACAGAAACCUCCUUCAACGAGCUGUCUUUGUUAAGAGAAAAUUCCAUUGGUAGUGAGGAUGAAACCACAGAUGUUGACACUUCGAGGAUGACGAUAGAGGAAUCGGUGCUGGAAACAACUGGUGCCUCCGACAGUUUCUCCUUCUUGUCUGGCAAACAGCUCGAUAAACUGAAAGAAAAAAUGAAAGAGGAAACAGAUGAUGAAUUCUAUGAUGCAGAAGAGAAAGACAAUGAAGGUAAAGAGGUACAAUCCAAUGAUGGAGGGCUGGAGGUACCAACUGAGAAGUCCAAUGUAGGUGACAUCAAAACUGAAGAUGAACAGGAUUCCGUGAAGGAAAAUGACGUCCACAAGGAAGAUACUAAAAAUGAAAAUACCUUGGAGGAGAGAGUACAGGAAGAAAGCAAAGAAACCUUAGAUGAGGGUGUGGAAGAAGAAAAUGUUAGCGAAAAAACAGAGGAAGAAAGUGAAAACAACGUGGAUGAGGAAGAAGGCAGCACCCAGGAAGCUACGUGUGAAUCUGUAACUGAGGAUCUUCAAAAGGUCUCUCUGGUAGGUAAUGACAAGGAGGAUACAGGAAAAAAUAGAGAUUGCUUUGAUGAUGAUGUAGAGGCAAGUGAAGAGGAAUCGGCCGAGUUAGAGAGCACUACUGAGACGGUGACUGCUGAGGAAAUAGUGUCAGAAGAAUUGCAGAAAGUAGCAGCUGCAGAUUCAGAGACCAAAGCAUCAGGAGAGGAAACCUCCAUGGAGAAACUUGAUGAAGACACGGAGGCAAACAAGUCUGAAGAUCCUAGGGAGGAAGAAGAGGAGGCAGAGGACAAUAACAGUGAGGAUGAAACUCCAAAUACUGCUGCAACUAAAAUGUCAGUUUGUGGAGAGGAACAGGACACACAGAGUGACACCGAUGAUGUAGUGACGGAGAAACAUGAUAAGUGUGAGGAUUUAGAGGGGAAAUCUAGCCUAGCAGAACUUAGUAAAGGGACGACACAGAGUGAGGAGUCGUGAAGAAUGAGGAAAGGGACGACACAGAGUGAGGAGUCGUGAAGAAUGAGGAAAGGACCAAAGUGAGUUCAAGUUCACGCUAUUGGAUUAAGAAUCUGUGUGUUUUAGGAGAAGUAUGGUUGUGUGUGCUGUUGUUUUUUGUUUUUGUUUUUUAAUGACAUGCUUUUUGAACUAACAGGAUAUAUAAUUUGAAUAGCUACCAGACAUGCCUCUCUUCUCAUGUCUGUAUGACGCUUUUUUUAAUUCUGUAUAUAAAUUGAUACCUGUUCACACCAUAUCUACUGCAGUCAACUUGUCUUCAACUAGUUUAAGAACUUUUAUAUUUAGUUUUGUAAGGUCGUAAAAAUAAAGAUUUGAUUUAUUUCUGCAUCGUUGAUACAAACCAUGUUUAAUACAAUUUUGACGACAUCUUUAUGAAAUGUUUUUGAUUGAUAAUGUUGUUUAAUUUAGGAUAAUGUUGUUCAAUUUUGUUUAUUUUGUUUGAGAGAUUUGAAGUGAAUGAUGUAGCCUCAUGUGAGACCAGGAGAUAAAAGUAGGAUUUGAGAUCAAAAGGAUUCUGUUAUUGACGUUUUAUGGAUCAUACCAGGAUAAACAAAACAGAUAUCACAUAUCCAUUUUCUCUCAUUGCAUACGAUAAAAUGUAUUACAUCAGAUUAUUUAUACAGAUUAAUACUUGGCAUCUAAAAAAGAAAAAAUAUUUAAGGAUCCAGCAUCUAAAAAAAGAAAGAAAAAUAUUUAAGGAUCCCUCUAACACUGUAGGUAAAACACUAGAGAGUUCCACUGUAGUUUUUGAAUUUGAAUAAAUUCUGCUUCAAUUCAUUUUGCCUGAUAUGACUUGCUUACUAAGAGUAACUUAGAGUUAGUUUCCAGUACAGGACCUCUAUAGGUCCUCUCCACUGGACUCGAUCGUGUAGCGCUCCAAACUUGAAGUCUGCUUUUAAAUGUCUAACCAGUUAGUUUAGCUGAGUGACAGUAUAAUGACCAGAGGUCAAGAGUUCUAGUCCUGAUCUGGCCUUGUUACAUUUUUACACUCAAAACACUUAUAAGACCUUUCUUGGUUUUUUUCCCAUCUUCAUUCAAAUUUCAUUAAAAAAGUGUUUUUUUUUUUUUAUAAUUAUGCAAGAAAAAACCUGUUGUCCAAUGUAGUUUCUAUUUUUGGCAGAGGUAAGGGAAUCCUUAAAGCUAACUUAGAUUUAUAGUAACAGGAGCAUUGAUUGUGCUGGAGAGCAGCUGUAUAAGUUUGAACACUCUAUAUACACUGGUGGUUAUACACAGACGCGCCUAGCUGUGGCUUUAGCUGUUGAUGCGACGACAUGGCAAGUUAUGCUACAGUUAAUACACUUGUAUACAACAUACAGAUGUAUACACAGACCUGUAGUCGUAUACAACAUACACAUGUAUACACAGACCUGUAGUCGCGUACCUGUAGCAUUCAUUGAGAAACCAGCAUCAACAGACUCAUGGCUAGCUAUUUAUUGGUUUGGUGGGAAUGAGUAUUUUUUAUAUUUUUCUUUUUUUUUCAUUUUUUUCAUGUAAUCUUUGGUUUCAUUUUAUUACAACUUCUGCAUAAUUUUCAUUUUUUUCAUGUAAUCUUUGGUUUCAUUUUAUUACAACUUCUGCAUAAUUUUCAUUUUUGUAUUCAAGAUUUUUGACAUUGCCAUUAAUAGCCAGUAUUGACAGUUAUUAGACAGUUAUUAGUCACAAAAGUUCUUGUCAUGUAUAGUUUAGCAAAUUUAGAUCAUAUAUUUUCAUAUACAUUCUUGAAAACAAAGGUAUUUUUAGUGCCAUGUAUACUAUAUAUUAACUUCAACAUGUUUAACUGUACUAGGGAUUUGGCAUAUAUGCAUUCGUUUAUAAUAAUAUACCAGGUAUAAAGACAUUUGUGGUGUCUUGUUCACAUAGUUACUUGUGUGCAUUUUAUUCUCACCAUCAUCAUAUAAACUUUGUAAUGCAAAUGCUGUUUGCAUUUCUGGUUUUGUUAACCUGACUAAGAACCCAGCUGUUGUUGGUUUAAUUCUACAUACUGAUCUUAAGUCUUGUUUUCACCCUUAUCUACACAUGCAAAGUGUUGUAGCAUUGCCUUGCACCAUGCUAUAUAUUAUUAUAAUUGUGCUUUCAGGAAGAAUGAAAAAGAAUGGUGUAGGAUUAUUGUUACAACCCAUAAAAAGCAUAUCAUUGGUGCAUAUGAUCAUAUUAAAUCAAAAUAAUAUUUUGGAGAAAACUGUAUCAGUUUUCUGUAUCCAUUCUGCUUUAGUUAGUAGUUCAGUACCAGUCAUCAAUGUUAUCACAAGUAUACAUACAAACUUAAUUGUGUACUAGAUAAGGAAUGUUUCUACAUAACAUUUUUGACAAUUGUGAUCUUUUCAAACUACUUCAUAUCUGGAUUUUUACAAAAACGUUUCAAAGCAUUUCUGACAGAUGUUUUUUUUGUUUUGUUUGAGUCAGUUAUUGGAAGUUAGAAGUAAUACUUGCAUAUGUGUCUUUUGUAAAUCAUGAUAAUUAUUAAGUUCUUGUACUUCAUUAUUCCAAGUUAACCCCUGUAUUACAAUAAUACAAUUCAGAUUUUAAGGGCUGAAAUUGAAUCAAGGGAAGUAUUCCAUUUUCUUCGUGGAUGGCAAGUAUGUUAGAAAAUAAGGCCAUAUAUAUCAAGAUUGUUAGAUUAUGAAGAAAUGGUAUAUCACAGGCUGUAAAUUGUGUGCGGUAUUAAAUCUUAAUUUGUCAGAUGAAUAUCAAAUAAAUCUGCACCUCAAGCAGAUCGAUACAUACAGAAACAUUCUCACCAACUACUACGUCUGCCUUUCAUCAUUCUGCUGUGUGUGCAUAUGGAGUUUGGGUACAUUGCACACGUGGGAUGGAAGUUAUAUUUGUGCAUUGUCAACCUAUAACAUAUGUGUAACGAGAGUAAUGGGGUGCAGGGUUAUGUGUUCAGUGCUGAUGGUGACAACAUACCACCCGAGACCCAACUUUUACCACUUUGUUAGUGCUACUCCCACCGUUCAGGUGCUUUUUUGUUUUGUGCCCUCAGUAAGGAAGUUUGUAUAAAGCUACGUUUGAAUCAAUUAAAAUGUUCUUGUUAAAGUA
Molecule: messenger RNA, 13818 nt
Organism: Mizuhopecten yessoensis (Yesso scallop)
Lineage: Eukaryota; Metazoa; Mollusca; Bivalvia; Pectinida; Pectinidae
Exons: 15
Coding region: 229-10740 (3503 amino acids)
Biological process (GO): spermatogenesis
Source: RefSeq, a predicted model, not a curated record